This is a messenger RNA of Sipha flava (yellow sugarcane aphid), 963 nucleotides long. RefSeq names its product protein ZBED8-like. Lineage: Eukaryota; Metazoa; Arthropoda; Insecta; Hemiptera; Aphididae. The record is from RefSeq and is a predicted model, not a curated record.
UAAAUGAAAAGACUAUUGCAGAAGAGCUUAUGUUUUCCCAGGCCUUAAGUUCCACCUCAAAAGGCAGUGACGUUUUGUCUGCCAUCGAUAUAUUUUUUGAUCAGAAUGGCCUCUCUUGGAAAAAUGUUGUAGGUGUACAGACGGUGUCCCUGCUAUGCUAGGAUCACGAUCGGGUUUUGUGAAGCUUGCAAAAGAUAAAAAUCCAUCAAUAAUUGGUUCUCGUUGUGUAAUACACCACCAAGCCUUAGCUGCAAAAACACUGCCAUUUGAAAUUAAAAAUGUACUAGAAGUAUGUAUAAAAAUUGUUAAUACCAUCAAAAGUAGUGCUCUUAAUUCACGUCUUUUUAAGAUUCUUUAUUCUGAGCUAUCAGCCCAACAUUCUGUUUUAUUAUUCCAUACCGAGGUUCGUUGGUUAUCCAAAGGAAAUAUGCUUGAGCGUUUGUACGAAUUAAAGUCUGAAGUCGAAAUAAUGCUUUUACAAUUAGGAAAAGACGAUCUUCGGGAAAAUUUUACUGAUGAAAAUUUCACAUUCUACUUCGCAUAUCUAGCAGAUUUUUUUGAGACUAUUAAUAACCUAAAUCUCAAAUUACAAGGAAAGAAUAUAAACGUCAUAAUCGCGAACGAUUCUAUCAACUCAUUUCUAGAAAAGAUACAACUGUGGAAACGCCGAGUAAACAAAGAGACUCCUAAUUUUUCGUCUUUCCAUCGACUGAACGAACUUCUCUCUGAUGAAGAAGAACCAUUUUGUCCUACUGGAUUGAAAGAUAUAGUGAUUAAACAUCUCGACAGUUUGACUGAUGAAUUCACUCGAUAUUUUCCAAAUUUUUCGAACAAAAGUUGGCAAUAUAUGUUAACAAGUUCUCCAUUCAGUACUAACGUAGACACAUUGCCAGAUAUAAUUCAAGAACAGGCAAUCGAGCUGAAGAACGAUUCACGGGCGAAAAUUGAAUUUAACAGUGGUAG